AUGCAAUUUUGUCGUUUACUGAGGUUCAAGCACACAAAUAGCUCGCGUUGUUUCUUUAAUAAGACAUUCGCAGAAGCAAAAACCAUUAGCACAGGGCUAUUCGGGAAUUCAGAACUCAAAACGCCAGCUGAUUUCAAGAAGCUGAAUGAAAAUGUUAGGAAAAACUGUUCAUGCAUUGUUCGUGAAAUCAUGUCAGGUUCUGAAAAUAAAACAACAGUACAGCUCUUGGAUGAUUUGUCGAACGAAAUAUGUAAAGCUGCAGAUUUGACUGAGUGUAUAAGACAGUUACAUAGUGAUCCAAAGUUCACUGCAGCAGCUGAAGAAUCUGCUCGAGAUUUUUGCCAAUUGGUCGAAAGUUUGAACACAUAUACGGAAUUGUAUGAGAAACUCAAUCAGUCCAAAAAUCAAGAAAUAAAUAGAUUGAGCGAUGUGGACAAAAGAACAUUAGACCUGUUUCUGGAUGAUUUCCAACAGUCUGGCGUUCAUCUUCCACAAAAUAAAAGAGAGAAGUUUGUUCAGCUGUCUGAGGAAAUUUUCGAUGCUGGUGCUCGGUAUCAGUGGGGAUGUGAUCAUGAAGUAGAAGUAACCAGCGAUAAAAAAAAAUAUGGACUUCACUCGACUAAACUUUUUUCUCCUGUAGUUGAUACUUUCAAUAAUGAAGUCAGAAAGUUUGUUUAUACUUCAUUCUAUCAACAUAACAAAAAUCAGGAGAAUUCUCUGAGAACCUUAGUAUCCAAGAGACAUGAGCUGGCUCAACUGACCGGUUUCGAAACGUUCUCUCAUCGAGCUCAGCACAACACAUUAAUGGGAAGUUACGAUAACGCCAAGAAGUUUCUCUGGGGCAUAAUUGAGGCAUGCCGGCACUCUGCGGAGAAAGAAAUAACGGUUUUAUUAGAUGUGUUAGGUCAAUGUGAACCUGGUCAUCAACGAGUUGCUGAGUGGGACAUAGGUUUUCUAUCCCGUAUAUACAAGGAAAGAGCCUUCGGACGGAGCCAUCAUGAAGCUGUUACAAAAUAUCUCAAGCUCGGUAAUGUUUUGAGAAGUUUCGACAAUCUGAUAGAAAAACUUUAUGGAAUACGUUUUGAGCAACAGAACAGCGAGAAAGGCGAACUUUGGCAUAGUAGUGUCCUUAAAUUUGCCGCAACCGAUUCAUCAACAGGCCGACUACUUGGUCAAAUCUAUAUGGAUAUUGAAAGAAGAUCUACAAAAGCUGUCGGCGAUUGUCAUUACACUGUGAGAUGUUCAAAAGAAAUGGCAAACGGAGAUUGGCAGACACCAAUAGUGGUUUUGUCUUUAUCAUUAACAGAUGUGCGGAAAACUUAUUCCAUGAGCUCGGACAUGCUAUGCACAGCAUGUUAG
Auanema sp. JU1783 is the source of this 1359-nucleotide messenger RNA. NCBI's taxonomy places the organism in Eukaryota, Metazoa, Nematoda, Chromadorea, Rhabditida, Rhabditidae. The record is from the annotation of a GenBank genome assembly.